GUCAGAGUGCAAUCACCCACUCAAUGGGUUGGCAGGAUCACCUCGGAGAAAUCCCUCUUCACAAAAUGAUGCACUUUCUGUUGUCUUCCUUACACACGCACGCCCUCACCUUCCACAGAUAACCUUUAUUUUCCAGCUUGGGUGAGCCAAUAGGAGGAGGGAAAAUCCUGCUGGGACCGACACACGCACACUCUGAAUGUAAAAUGUUUUCUUAAAAGAUUGUGAGAUAAGAGGAUGUGUGGGAGACUCUUUAUUAGCAAAUGCGUUGAUAACUAUUACUACUUGCAGUUUGGAGUAGUAGUGAGGAAUGACCAACCCUGAAGAAGGAGGCUUAGUGAUGUCUCACAGGACCCACAUUUGCCUCACUGCUGUGACUCUGGUUGUGUUGCUUGUAGCAGCCUGUACACUUGGAAUUGUACUAUCACAAAGAGAUACUAAACCGUCAGCAAUCAAUCAAGACCCACCUUCCAAACCCAAGCCAGGUAACAAUGGGAAACCCUAUGCUUUUCACCAAGGGAUGGAAGUGAAUGAGAUGCUGGGAUCGAAUAUGCUAAACUGGAAUGUUGUGGACAACAUGGAUAACAAAAUAAAUGAAUCACUGGUUGUUCAGGAAACAGGAGUUUACUUUGUUCACCUUCAGGUAUCAUUUAGUGGAAAAAACUGCAGUGAAUUAAAUGUCUUUUUGGAUGUAAAAUACACAGAGAGAACUGAAAACUACACAGCCUCCUAUGGGAAAAGGUGCCCAACAAGAGAGAAAGAAAAGUGGCUCCAGUCCAUCAGCCAUACCAUUCUCAUCAGGCUGGCUGAAGGGAAUCAAAUCAUAGUUAGAGCUGAGCCCUACCACUUGGUGCUUUUUCAAAGUUAUCCGAAAACUACUUUCCUCACAGCCUUUAAGUAUUCUGAUUGACAGAAAAGUCUUCCUGUGGAUAGUAUGUUUCUGCCGUGCAAGUUCAGCUAUGGUAUUUGGCUGUGAUAAUCAUCAAGCCCUUUUAAGUUAAAAUUCUCAUCAAUCACAGCACCUCAUUUCAAUACAUAUUCUAUACUUUUUAUACUAAUUAUAUUUUAUAAUUUAACUAGUGAUCACAUUGUACGAGUGUGCCAGUUAUUUAGAGUUGCUUCUAUUCCUUUAUAUAGUAUUAGCCAGCUAAGACAAACCUGCCUCACCUGUUAUAUUGGGUUUUGUCUCCCGAGGAGAAGUGCUACUGUCAGCUUUUGUCGACAAGCAAAACAUCUGCUGUUUAUAUUUGCUAACUAUGCAAGAAACAGAGAGGGUUAUCUCUAACUGCACUGCUCAGAGAUUGGUGAUCAGAGUGACAUUCACUGCACUGCUCAGAGAUCACUGAUCUGAGCGACAUUCACUGCACUGCUCAGAGAUCGCUCUUAAUUCUGUAAAACAGAAAUGAAAAUAAUUAUUAAACAUCUAUUUUAUGACAGUUGUGCAGUGCUGUCUAGAAAAAGGGUUAACAUUGAAGGCAAUUUUGACUAAGUUAUAGUUGAAAGGUUUAUCUACAGCUUUUACAUUGAUCAUAAAUAUUAACAAAACUUGAUUUGAAUUAAUAAAAAAGGCAGAAAAGGGACUGGCAUUUUAGAUUAAACUGACAUGGUUGCUUACAGUAGAUGGGAGGAGGGAAGGAGUCACUUGAAUCUCAAUCAAAAUAAAAAAGUACUAUAGUAGCAAAUCCAAAUAGCUGGCACUGCCUGUUAGCACAGGUAUAUGUUAUAUAUAUGAAGUUCAUCCAUCUCAUAAGUCACUAGACAUUGGUCUAUAGUGGUGAAGUCCUUUUGAUAAAAAUCUUUUUAUCUCUUCAAUUAUAGGUUAAGACUAAUUUUUCUAUAACACCAGAUAUGAAAAUUGGAAAAAACUAAAUCCCCCCUAUUGCUUUUUAAUAGUUUUCAUUUUGGUGUAAGAUGUGAGGACAAAACAAACAUUUAUUUAUUGCCUUGCUACAUUCUUACAGACAGUAUAUGUAGUUUUUAAAGACCCAUUUCUCAGUGUACCUGUAAGCUGCCUAUGACAGUAACACCUUGGGUCAUUAUUCUGACCUUUCUUGCAGUUAUAAAACAUUUAGGUUUGAUUUAUUAAAUGCUGAUUGGAUCUGCGAACCCCCUGCAACCACAGCUUACACUUACAGGAUCUAUUUGCAUAAAACGUGGUGGUAGCCUGUGACUCAGUUUGGCAAUAGACCUGUAAAUAACAAAGUAUGUAUAGUUUUGCUGAAAGUAAAAGUAAUGUGGUUACAGUUGAUUUUUUUGGACUAAGGUUGUAGUCUAGUCCUCUGUAUUAUUAAUAGUGAUGUGUAUUAUUUUUUCAGUGCCACUGUGAAAAGCACCUUGUAAAAAUGCAGAUCUCCUCCUUAUUGUAUUUAUUAACAUGCUAUUACUAUAGAACUUUACACCAAAUUUCAUUAAGUCAUUUGUAGAGUGGACAGAUGGCCAGCAGCUACUUAAUUAAGCAACUAAACAUUAAGUAAAUCUGCUACCAACGCUAUUUCAACUAGUCUUAUUUCAUAAAGCAAUCCGUAUGCCGACUUCAUAUUAUCAAUGUUAUAGAAACUUCUCAGGCAAAAACAAAAUACCACUCUUUUUGAACUGUGUUUUAAUAUAGUUGCCACUGACACGUUGUCUGUCCCAUUUGAUACACAGCUGUAUUCAUUGAUUCAAUCCAUAAAUUUCCAUUAUAAGUUCAAUACUGUACAUUGUUUUAGACUGUCGAUAUCAAUAAUACAUGCUUACAAAGCAUUUACUUGUAGAUUUAUUCCUCUGGGGAUGUUUGUAUUUACCUUUCAGAUAAUGACAUCUUAAAUUUGAAAUGCAUCCCCAGAUAUAGUUUUACAGAAUGCACAUGGGUUGUGGUGGUAUCUCUGACAAAUCACUGCUCAUGUUUCAUUGCUUUAAUGUAUCAGAAAGCCCUCUGCACCCAGACACGUCAGCAAACUGUCUUCACACCAAACUCCCUGUCCAUUGCCAUUUCUAUAAGAAAGACACUCACUUCGGGCUCCUCUCUAGUGUUUAGGCAAGGACAGGCUUAACUGAUAAAGAUCUUUGUUUGCUUCUAUAAAUGGUUCUCAAACGUCACAGUGCAGUUAUAGAUAUCUGAGCCCUAUUUUGAGUAGAUCUAUCAAAGCUGGUUCAUACUUCAUUUGUACAUGGCAUGUAGCUGUACAUUGCAAAGGAUGUACAUUUCUGGUUAUACAUAAGAACAUAAGAAAGUUUACAAAAGGAGGCCAUUCAGCCCAUCUUGCUCGU
This is a messenger RNA of Polyodon spathula (Mississippi paddlefish), 3246 nucleotides long. RefSeq names its product lymphotoxin-alpha-like. Gene Ontology annotation, cellular component: membrane. Bases 308 to 907 code for a protein of 199 amino acids. Lineage: Eukaryota; Metazoa; Chordata; Actinopteri; Acipenseriformes; Polyodontidae. The record is from RefSeq and is a predicted model, not a curated record. Gene Ontology annotation, biological process: immune response. The transcript has 4 exons. Gene Ontology annotation, molecular function: tumor necrosis factor receptor binding.